AUGGUGUCCUUGACUGGUAAACGCCCUGACAAGCCAUGGUUGAAGAUGAGAUUCAAAGGGCUCUUUGGUGCGGGUUUCAGAGGGGUUGAUAGGAAUGAUGGUAGCAACCAUAUUGACGAGGAGAAUGUAAAUCAGCCCGACGAUGCACUUAUUUCCGAAGAUGCUCAAGCUGGUGUGCAACGUGUUCAGGCUGCAACCACAGUCUGGACCACAACGCACCUCAUCGGUGCACACUUCUGCAUCUGGUUCAUCUACUUUGUUAUCUCGCUGGAAGAAGUGGUUCUUCGCUCUUUGAAUCCCUAUGUCACCAGCUCUUUCUCGUUGCAUUCUCUUACUUCUGCAACCAACAUCAUGUCCAGCAUCAUCGGCGGUUUGGCUAAGAUCCCAACUGCCAAAAUUCUGGAUACUUGGGGAAGACCCCAAGGUAUUGGAUUGAUGACCUUUAUUUGGGUCAUCGGAUAUAUCAUGAUGGCUUCCUGCCGAAACGUGCAGACAUACGCCGCAGCCCAGGUGUUCUCUGUGACUGGUGCGCAAGGUGUUAGCUACUGCCUGACAGUUUUUAUUUCGGAUAUGUCGACACUCAAAAACCGAUCGCUCAUGCUUUCCAUCGCGACAUCACCAUACAUCGUCACUACUUGGCUAGGAGGCCCAGUGUCUCAAAAUGUCAUUCAAGGUCCUGGCUGGCGAUGGGGUUUCGGUAUCUUCGCAAUUGUUGUCCCUGUGGUGGUGGCCCCGUUAACGAUCCUAUUUCUCUACAACCAGAAGAAGGCUCAAAGGCACGGCCUUAUCGGGCAUACGCGUGUCAGUCUCCGUCCGGAAGCCUUGAAGCGCUACGCAAUUGAGGUUGACCUGCUGGGCAUUAUCAUCCUCGCAGGUGGCAUGGCACUCUUUUUGCUUCCGUUCAGCCUCUACUCGUAUCAACCUGACAAAUUCCGCUCUCCGAUGAUAAUCUGUAUGAUUAUAUUUGGUGGUGUAUUGCUUAUUUUUUUCGUCCUCUGGGAGAAGUUCUGGGCACCAAAGACUUUUAUUCCGUUCGAGCUUUUGAUGGAUCGAACGGUCUUCUGUGCGGGACUGAUGUUCGUCUUCGUCUUCUUCAACUCAAUGGUAUGGGGCAGCUACUUUUUCUCCAUGUUGCAAGUUGUCUGGGGCCUCAACAUCACUAAUGCAAGCUACGUCAGCGCCAUUUAUCGUGUCGGUUCUUGCCUCUGGGCCGUGGCGGUUGGGUUUCUGAUCCGCUGGACUGGUCGAUUCAAAUGGCUUGCUUUGUACUUUGCAAUCCCCUUGAUGAUGUUGGGUGUUGGGCUUAUGAUUGAGUUCCGGCAACCAGACAGUGAUAUUGGGUACAUCGUCAUGACCCAAAUCUUUGUCGCCUUUUCGGGCGGAACUAUUGUACUCUGCGGAGAGCUGGCGAUGAUGGCUCCCUCGAACCAACAACACAUUGCCGCAGUCAUCGCCAUUUUGAAUUUGUUCGGCAGUGUCGGCAGCGCCGUCGGAGGAACUGUUGCCACUGCUAUCUGGACCAGCGUCUUCCCCUCGGCUCUCCAAAAGUACCUCCCUCCAGAUGUUGAUGCAAAGAAAGUCUACGGAUCAAUCAUUGCUCAGCUUUAUUACAGACCUGGAACGCCAGCUCGAGAUGCUAUCAAUCGAUCGUACGCGGAAGCACAACGAUACAUGCUCAUCACAAGCCUCUCGUUGCUGGGUGGCGCAUUCAUAUGUGUAGCGUUGUGGCGAGAUAUACGCAUCAAAGAUAUAAAACAGGUCAAAGGACGUGUUAUCUAG
Messenger RNA from Exophiala spinifera, 1779 nucleotides. RefSeq lists its product as uncharacterized. The coding region runs from base 1 to 1779 and encodes 592 amino acids. The record is from RefSeq and is a predicted model, not a curated record. Lineage: Eukaryota; Fungi; Ascomycota; Eurotiomycetes; Chaetothyriales; Herpotrichiellaceae. The transcript has 3 exons. Gene Ontology annotation, molecular function: transmembrane transporter activity. Gene Ontology annotation, biological process: transmembrane transport.